Messenger RNA from Plasmodium cynomolgi strain B, 3447 nucleotides. Its product is annotated as ubiquitin-activating enzyme e1. Gene Ontology annotation, cellular component: SUMO activating enzyme complex; cytoplasm. The coding region runs from base 1 to 3447 and encodes 1148 amino acids. The transcript is spliced from 2 exons. Gene Ontology annotation, molecular function: SUMO activating enzyme activity. Lineage: Eukaryota; Apicomplexa; Aconoidasida; Haemosporida; Plasmodiidae. Gene Ontology annotation, biological process: protein sumoylation. The record is from RefSeq and is a predicted model, not a curated record.
AUGGAAGGAAAAAGGGAAGCCCCCGAAGGAUGCAACGUGGUGGGCAAGAAGGAGAACGAACAGAUAGACGCAGAUCUUUAUUCAAGGCAGUUGGGAACCUACGGAUUUGAAUUAAUGAAUAAACUGAUAAAACUGAACGUCCUCAUCGUGAACGUGAAGAGUGUUGGUUUGGAAUGUGCAAAGAACUUAAUUUUAUCGGGACCCAAGUCAGUGUGUAUAUACGAUAAUGACGUGUGCCAAGUAUCCGACAUAGGGGUGAAUUUUUAUGUAGACGAAGAAGAUGUGGAGAAGAAAGUAACUCGAAGUGAUGCAGUGAUAAAGCAGUUGCAGGAAUUGAAUAGCUAUGUACACAUAUACAACUACAAAGGAGAGUUGAACGAGGAGUUUCUCCAAUCCUUUGAUGUGGUUGUAUGUUGCGAUGUGAGUCACUCUCAUUUAGUUAAGUAUAGCAAAAUGGUGAGAAGUAUAUCUCCUGCCAAAAAAAUCGCCUUCCUAUGCUGCAAUAUAUAUGGCUUGUGUGGGUACCUCUUUGUAGAUUUUGGAAAAGGUUUCGUUUGUUACGAUAAGGAUGGGGAGAAUACCAAAUCGUGCAACAUCAGUAAGAUAAGCAAAGCCCCUGAGGGAGUGGUCUCUUUCGACUGUGAUAAGGGUACCCCCUUCCAAAAAGGAGACUACGUCAAAUUUAACAACGUAGAAGGGAUGAGUCAAAUUAAUAACAAAAUUUACAAGAUAAAGGAUAUGCUCAAAUAUACCUUCACAAUUGGGGAUACGUCUCAGUUUGAUGAUUACUUAAAGGGGGGAGAGUGCACUCAGGUGAAGAGCCACCUCAGGAUGGAUUUCCAGCCGUAUGAUUUUAUUUGCGGAGUGCCCUUGUCCUGGGAGGGGGCGCCGAGUGGGGCAGCGCCGAGUGGAGCAGCGCCGAGUGGAGCAGCGCCAAGUGGGGCAGCGCCAAGUGGGGUAACGCCAAGUGGAGCAGCGCCAAGUGUAGGAGCGCCAAGUGGGGUAACACCAACCGGGGGAGCGCCAACCGGGGGAGUGCCAACCGGGAGCCCCUUUACAACGUCGGACGGCGAAACGAUCUACGAAGAUGUACCGCCCCCCCAGUCCUUCCUCAUUUCCGAUUAUGCCAAGUGUGACAUGAGCAACCAGCUGCACUAUGCUAUCCAGGCAUUGAAAAGGUACGAAGCAGAGAAUAAUAAUAUGUUACCACAUAACUUUGAGGAGGAGGCCUUCGAGAAGGUAUUUCAAAUAGCGGUUCGAUUGAACGAGGAGGAUAAGCAAGUAAAGAGGACGUAUGCUGUGGAGGAGGUGAAAAAAGAUGUUGUGCUAAAUGUGGCUAAGUAUUGUACAGCUCAUCUUGCACCAGUAGCCUCCUUCUUUGGAGGGUUACUAGCACAGGAGGUAAUAAAAUUUACAGGGAAGUAUAUGCCCAUAUAUCAGCUACUCUAUUUGGACUUUUUCGAAUGCAUUUCACUUGGCAAGGAAGGAGACACUGGUGUAAAAAAUGAUGAUAUUGCAAAGGAGAAUAGCAAAAAUGAUAAUAUCAUUACUGUGUUUGGGAAGGCCUUCCAAAAAAGACUUAACGAAUUAAAUGUAUUUCUUGUAGGAUCAGGAGCGUUAGGAUGUGAGUAUGCUAAGCUCUUUUCCCUAUUAGAUAUGUGCUCAGUUAGGGAGAGUGGGAAGCUUACCAUUACAGAUAAUGAUAACAUAGAAGUGUCGAAUCUGAAUAGACAGUUCCUUUUUAGGAGAGAAAAUGUUGGAAAAUCGAAAUCGCUAGUUGCAUCUGAGAUUAUAAAGAAGAAGAACCCAAAUAUGAAUGUAGAAUCGCUUGAAACCAAAGUUGGAACAGAGAAUGAACAUCUAUUUAACGAAAAAUUUUGGACGAAACAAAAUAUGAUAGUGAAUGCUUUGGAUAAUAUUCAAGCGAGACAAUACGUAGAUAAUAAAUGUGUUUGGUAUUCUAAACCCUUGUUUGAAUCAGGUACUUUAGGAACGAAGGGAAAUGUGCAAAUAAUUCUGCCCUUCCUGACUCAGUCAUAUAAUGAUAGUUAUGACCCUCCUGAAGAUUCCAUCCCAUUGUGCACACUGAAGCACUUCCCCUACGAUAUUAUACACACGAUUGAAUACGCGAGAGAUAUAUUUCAAGGUCUGUUUUACAACACACCUCUAAGUCUGCAAGAAUUUUUAAAGGACAAAAAGGAAUAUGUGAAAAAAGUGGAAGAAGAAGGGAAUAAUGCAUCUCUCUUAGAAACUAUGCAUAAUGUUUUGACUACACUGAGGGAGGUCUCCAAAGAAUCCAAUUUUAAAUUUUGUAUAAAAAAAGCAGUAGAUUUAUUCUACACCAAUUUUAUUAACCAAAUUAAUCAGCUGUUAUACUCCUUCCCAUUAGAUUACAAAUUAGCCAGUGGGGAGUUCUUUUGGGUUGGUCAAAAGAAACCACCACAAGUUAUUCCCUUCGAUAUAAACAACGAAUUUGUAAAAGAAUUCCUUUUCUCCACAUCUAAUCUAUUUGCACAGGUUUAUAAUAUCCCACAAUGUUAUGAUAUGAAAUAUAUCUUAGAUGUAGCUAGCCAAAUUGAAGUCAAACCAUUUCAACCAAAAAAAGUGAAAGUAAAAAUGGAUGAAAAAAAUCUUAACAAUAUUUCUAUCUCCUUCGUAGAUGAUGAAAAAAUGAUUCAGGAUUUUUGCAAAGAGUUACUAAACAUAGAAUGUGAUCACGUGAAAGUAUCUCCAAUCGAAUUUGAUAAAGAUGAAGAGACUAAUAUGCAUGUAAAUUUUAUUUAUUCCUUUGCUAAUCUGAGAGCUAUUAAUUACAAAAUUGAGACUUGUGAUAAACUGAAGGCUAAGAUAGUUGCAGGGAAAAUCAUCCCUGCGUUGGCUACCACCACAUCUAUUAUUACUGGCUUGGUCGGAAUUGAACUACUAAAGUAUGUGAAUUACUGUAACUACUUAGAGACGUAUGUGAAAUCCACAGAGGAGAAGAAGAAGGAGAUGAAGGACUUGCUUUCUUAUUUUAAAAACGCUUUUAUUAACUCUGCUUUGCCGCUGUUCCUGUUCUCGGAGCCCAUGCCCCCUAUCAGGAUGCGCGACAAGGAGUACGACGAGCUCAUGAAGGGCCCCGUCAGGGCCAUCCCCAACGGAUUCACCUCCUGGGACAAAAUACAAAUCCAGAUAGCGAACGGAACCAUCAAGAACCUGAUCGACCACAUAAACGAGCAGUUCAGCAUCGAAGUGAACCUGAUUUCCGUGGGAAACGCGUGUCUGUACAACUGCUACCUGCCCGCGCACAACAAGGAGCGCCUCAACAGGCCCAUCCACGAACUCUACUCCGAGAUCACCAAGCAGAAGUUGCUCGAUGACAAGAACUACAUCGUGGUGGAGGCCAGCUGCAGUGACCAGGACCUCGUGGAUGUCCUCAUACCGUCUAUUAAAUUUAUCUACAAGUGA